AUGGUUGGGUCCGCCUUUGCCGCAUCAGUCAAGCUCACAAACGCCAAAUCAUCGACAACGCUGAUCACCAAAGACGCACCGCACCUCCGGGUUGCCGACGGCUGCGUUCUGGUCCUGGCGGUUGACUGUAUGGGCAACGUUGGUGACGGUUUGAAGCCAACGGGCAAUCCGUCUGGUGAGAGACUAGUCAGGGCCAGGCCCACGCGAGAGCAGCGAUCUUCAGGGACAGGUUCGCCAUCAUGUACGCAUGCCGCAUGCCGCAUGCCCAAGACAGACCCAUCAGCCCACCUCGGCCACCGACACAAGUCGUCCUACCAGCACAGCAUCACUUCGGCCCUCGACGCGGCUGCCCCGCUCUUCUACUACGAUUCCAAAUGGCCCAAGAUGUACGAGCUGUACUACGACACGCUCAAGGGUCAACAGGAGAGCCUCUUUAUUGUGGACUUGCCUUUGGUCGCGUGGGACAGCCCCCCGACUACGAUUCAGAAGGCCCUCGUCGCUGCCGACUUUGGGGACGAUGAGGUGGUGCUAUUCACUGAUGCCCACUUCAACGGCACUUUAUGA
Diaporthe batatas is the source of this 564-nucleotide messenger RNA. RefSeq lists its product as uncharacterized. Bases 1 to 564 code for a protein of 187 amino acids. The record is from RefSeq and is a predicted model, not a curated record. NCBI's taxonomy places the organism in Eukaryota, Fungi, Ascomycota, Sordariomycetes, Diaporthales, Diaporthaceae. The transcript is spliced from 4 exons.